AUGACCACCACGCCCUUCAAAAUCUCCUUCUCGACCGCCAAACCCGCCGCCACCAAAAGCGGCGUCAACCCAUUCAACAAGCGGCCCUCGUCCACCACCGCCCCGAGCCACGAACCCCCGACCAAGCGCGGCCGCCUGCUCGGCGACGACGAGCCCGAGGAGAAGGAGGAGAGAUUGGAGAUUGCGGGGUACGAUGUCACUGCCGGCGGUGCCAUCAGGGUAGGCGGGGAGAAGGCGGAGAAGGCGCCGUUGGUGAUUCCUUGCUUGCCGAAUGAGGGGCGAUGGGCAGGGUUGGGGUCGAGGGAGGGGGGGAAGGAGGAGGAGGAGGAGAAGAAGAAGAAGGGCAAGGAAGAAGAGGAUGAGUCCAAAGAACACGAAGAGCCCGUAUCCUACGGCUUGACCAUCGUCCGCAAAUCGCCUCCCGCCGCCCAACGCAAUGGCACAACGACGACCACAACGACGACGACUACCACCACCACCACACAGGAAGAACCGCCCGCCGAAGAAGACGACGCCAACCUAACCGAAGAACAGCGACUCGAGAAGCGCGCCCUCGCCGCCCUGCUCAACCCGGACGCCUCGGCCAACAAAACCGUUAUCCCCAUCCACCCAGACGAAGACGCCGCCUUCUCGCACGACUAUGCGUCCGCGCCCGACGCACCCAGUCUGGACGACUACACUGCCGUUCCCGUCGACGGGUUCGGCGCCGCACUGCUACGGGGUAUGGGGUGGAGGGAUGGGGAACCGAUUGGGCGGAAAAGAGAAGCGAAACCGAGGGAAAUCAAACGGCGACCGGAGUUUCUGGGGAUCGGAGCCAAGGAGGAUAAAGUGGUGGGGGGCAGCGGGACGAGCGGGUGGAAGAGGGGCAAGAAAGAGGGGGAUGCGGGCGGGUAUUUGCCUGUUGUGUUGAGGAAUUCGAGGACGGGGGAGAUUUUGACCGAGGAGCAGUUGAAGGAGAGGAUGGAGAGGGAGAAGUUGGUGGAGGAGGAGAAGGAGGGGGGUAGCAGUAGGGAUGGCAAGAGGGAGAGGGAAAAGGAGAGGGAGAGGCGGAGGGAUCGAUAUGAUGACGACUCUCGCGACAAGCGUGAUCGUGGUCGAGACCGAGACGGUGACAAGAGCCGUACUAGCGAGCGGGAGAGGGAGAGUGAACGAGAUAGAGAUAGAGAUUCUCGCCGCAAGGAAAAAGAGGGUGACCGUCGCCGCCGCGACGACUACGACUCCUACGAUGAGGAGCGUCGGCGCGAGAAGAAGCGGGAGCGGGAACGUAGAGACAGGGAUAGGGAUAGGGAACGGAGUCUUGAUAGCGAGGAUAGGAGGAAGCGCCGGAGGGAGUAUGGAUGA
Westerdykella ornata is the source of this 1341-nucleotide messenger RNA. RefSeq lists its product as uncharacterized. Gene Ontology annotation, molecular function: nucleic acid binding. Gene Ontology annotation, biological process: mRNA splicing, via spliceosome. Lineage: Eukaryota; Fungi; Ascomycota; Dothideomycetes; Pleosporales; Sporormiaceae. The coding region runs from base 1 to 1341 and encodes 446 amino acids. The record is from RefSeq and is a predicted model, not a curated record. Gene Ontology annotation, cellular component: spliceosomal complex. The transcript has 3 exons.